AUGAAACUAUCCCUCGCCCUCAUGCUCUCCUCCGCAGCCAUAGCAAUGGCCCUAUCCCAACAAGGCGGCGACGAAGGGGACGCGAGCGGAAGUGCGCCUGCUAUGCGUGAAGCGCAAUUAGAAAGGAAAUCAGGAGGACAGUCGAGCCCGAGCAGAGAGCAGGGAGAUCUUAAACCGGGGUACAACUCGCUCGGACUCGAUAAACUCAUCCUCAACCCCGUCGCCGACGCUAUAGGCAGCCUUGUUCCCACCCCCUCGUCGUCCUCGUCCCCAUCUGCGUCUCCGUCUGCCUCGGCCUCGGCCAAACCGGCUCCGUCGCCGUCGGCAGCUGCGUAG
This is a messenger RNA of Aspergillus candidus, 336 nucleotides long. RefSeq lists its product as uncharacterized. Lineage: Eukaryota; Fungi; Ascomycota; Eurotiomycetes; Eurotiales; Aspergillaceae. The transcript has 4 exons. The record is from RefSeq and is a predicted model, not a curated record. The coding region runs from base 1 to 336 and encodes 111 amino acids.